Messenger RNA from Fusarium verticillioides 7600, 117 nucleotides. RefSeq lists its product as hypothetical. The transcript has a single exon. The record is from RefSeq and is a predicted model, not a curated record. Lineage: Eukaryota; Fungi; Ascomycota; Sordariomycetes; Hypocreales; Nectriaceae. Bases 1 to 117 code for a protein of 38 amino acids.
AUGGGCGGUAGAGACGAGAGAGAGGGAAAUUGGUUCGAGGGCCUUGCGGGCUGGGCGCACGGGGGGAUGCUUGGCGGGUCGACCAAUGGGCAGGGCAGGGACACCACGCUGGGGUGA